Messenger RNA from Solanum lycopersicum (tomato), 2822 nucleotides. RefSeq names its product rab GTPase-activating protein 22. The record is from RefSeq and is a predicted model, not a curated record. Gene Ontology annotation, molecular function: GTPase activator activity. NCBI's taxonomy places the organism in Eukaryota, Viridiplantae, Streptophyta, Magnoliopsida, Solanales, Solanaceae. Gene Ontology annotation, biological process: activation of GTPase activity.
GUGCAUUAUUUUCUCCCUGCUAAAAUAAAAAAGAGAAAUAGACACACAACAAAACCCACUGAGAAGAAAGAAAGAAAGAGAGAAAACACACACACUGAUUAUUAGAGACAAAAACUCAUGAGAAGAAGAGCCAAACCAAAGUAAAAGAAAAAAAAGAAAGAAGAGAAAAGCAGUUGAGAAGGGAAGGUUGGGUUGGUUAUGGUGGAAAAUCUAAUCGGCAAGGUGAAGCAUAGGGGCAGAAUCGUCAUAAUAGAUUCCUUUCUCUCUCCAUCUCUAUCUCCAUCUCCAUGCUCAAUCUCUUCUUCACCUCCGUCGUCGCUUCUAAUGUGGUUGAAUCCAUCGGCACCAGAAUCAGUAAGCUCGGUGGAGUAUUCGUCGGCGUUAACGGAGGAAACGGUGGUGCUUUCUGGAUGGACCGUCAACCUUCGAAUGCCGGUAUAGCUUUUGCUGUCACGGCCUUGGCCGGUCUCGCCUUGGCCGCCGCCGUUUUCUACACUACUAGGUAAAACUAAAAAAAAGAACCUCCGGCUGAAAUUUACGAAAAGUAAUCAUUGAAAAAAGGAAACUGGAAUCAUUGAAACCCUAGAAAUCAUCUGUAGAGUAGAUCUUUUUUUUUUUUAUUUUAUCCACAGUUAAAACAGUCAGUGUAGAAGUAGAUGAGAGCUCUCAGACGAAGUCAGACUUCGUCAUCUUCAAAUUCCUCUUCACCGUCUUCAUCAUCACCAUCAUCAUCGACAUCGUCGUGGAUUCAUUUGAGAUCAGUUCUAUUCAUUGUUGCCUCCUCACCAGCUUCUUCUUCUUCCUCUAAUCGAGGUCAUCUCAAAUCACCAUGGUCUCGUAGAAAAAGAAAACGUGCUCUUGCGCCCCAACAGUGGAGAAGCUUUUUCACACCAGAAGGAAAACUUCGUGAUGGUGGAAUUAAAUUUCUAAAGAAAGUCCGAAGUGGAGGUGUUGAUCCUAGUAUCAGGGCCGAGGUUUGGCCAUUUCUCCUGGGAGUCUAUGAGUUGAACAGCUCUAAAGAAGAAAGAGAUUGUAUAAGAAAUCAGAAGAGGAGGGAAUAUGAGAGCUAUCGUAGAGAAUGUCGCAGACUGCUGAAACGCAAUGGGACCUCUAAAAUGAGGGAAACUGGUGGAAUGGGAAGCGAUGGUGAAGGAAAUAUCACUGAAGGGAUGGAUUCCCCUGAUUAUGACGAUGUUGUUACUGCCCGGGAAUCUCUCUCCAGUGAGGACCGGAGCACAUAUGUCGAGGAUUCUGAUAAUCCCGGUGGUACAAUGUCAGAUGAAUUUUCCAGUUCCAAACGAGUUACAGAGCCAAAUGAUGUCUCUGAUUCCGAGUCAUCAGACUCAGAUUCCUCUGCAGAUCCUGAUAUCAGUCAAACUGUCCCCUCGGCAGAAAGCAUGGAUGAGAAUACUGCUGAAGUGAACUCUAAGGAGGACUCUUCUCCUUCAAAGGCAGAAGUUCAGUCACGGCCCUGCAAUGCAGAAGAUUUUGCUACAUGGCAACGAAUAAUUCGGCUUGAUGCAGUUCGUGCUAACGCUGAAUGGAUAGCAUACUCCCCAUCUCAAGCUGUUGUAUCAGAAAGCAGGGCACACCGUUUUGCAGAGGCUGUUGGGUUGAAGGACUAUGAACACCUAGAGCCCCCUAGGAUCCUACAUGCUGCUCGGCUAGUCUCCAUUCUUGAAGCCUAUGCGCUAUAUGACCCUGAAAUUGGUUAUUGCCAGGGGAUGAGCGAUUUGCUGUCACCCAUAAUUUCUGUAAUGACAGAGGACCAUGAAGCUUUUUGGUGCUUUGUUGGUUUCAUGACGAAGGCUAGGCAUAACUUCAGGCUUGAUGAGGUUGGAAUCAGGAGGCAGCUGAACAUUAUUUCUAAGAUCAUCAAACAAAAGGAUUCACAUCUCUAUCGACACUUGGAGAAGCUCCAAGCAGAGGAUUGCUUUUUUGUGUACAGAAUGGUGGUAGUUCUUUUCAGGCGGGAAUUAUCUUUUGAGCAAACGCUCUGCCUAUGGGAAGUAAUGUGGGCAGACCAGGCUGCUAUUAGGGCUGGGAUUGGCAAGUCUGCCUGGAGUAGGAUUAGGCUGCGUGCCCCACCAACAGAUGAUCUCUUGCUUUAUGCAAUUGCAGCAUCUGUAUUGCAACGGAGGAAACAGAUCAUAGAGAAGUAUAGUAGCAUGGAUGAAAUUUUAAGGGAGUGCCAGAGCAUGGCUGGUCAACUGGAUGUAUGGAAGCUUCUAGAUGAUGCCCAUGACUUGGUGGUGACUCUCCAUGACAAGAUGUAGACAUCUUUGUUAUGGAGAUCUUACACUAAUUUAUUCUCUUUGCUGCUCGAACUUUAUUUUGUGGGAUGAUGCUACCAAACACUGCAUGCAUCUCCGGUACACAGGAAGAACUGAAGACAGCUUAUGGUCAAGUAAUGCCGCUGCUUUUCUUUUGCUAAAGAACAUGCAAAUGUCGGAUAAGAAUCUGCAAGUUGGGGAAUAACUUCAUGUGACUAUCUCCUACAUACAGACUAGCAAAUUGCUUGAAUUCAGUGUAGCAAUUCGCUGGAAUCCUGAUUGGUGUACCAUGCUUGAUAUUGAAUUUGUUUAACUUAGUUCUCUUGUUAAUGUUCUCCUAAGGUGGCUUUUUAUUUGGAGUAUUUAUCUCCUGUUGCCCCAACCUCCCCAAGGCAAAUGGAUGCUAGAAUAGCAUACCUUUCCACGCUCUGUGGUUGGUUUGUAACUUUAUCAUCAAAGCAAUAGCUAUAUCAUAAGCAUUCCUACCUUAAAUGACACGUCAAGCUCGAAUGUAGCUGCAUAAUAUUUAUGCUCUUCUGAGCUAUUGAA